UUUAAGUCGGCGUCCUCACCCCUGCGAAUAAACUGAAGGAAACCCCGGCUGUUCGUUCUUUCCCAAGAUGGCCCCGAAGGCGAAGAAGGAAGCUGUCCCAGCCAAGACUGAGGCAAAGUCCAAGGCGCUGAAGGCCAAGAAGGCAGUGCUUAAGGGCAUCCACAGCCAGAAGAAGAAGAAGAUCCGCACAUCACCCACUUUUCGGCGACCCAAGACCUUGCGUCUGAGGCGACAGCCCAAGUACCCCAGGAAGAGCGCUCCUCGCCGGAACAAGUUGGACCACUAUGCCAUCAUCAAGUUCCCCCUGACUACAGAGUCAGCCAUGAAGAAGAUUGAAGACAACAACACUCUGGUGUUUAUUGUGGAUGUCAAAGCCAACAAGCAUCAGAUCAAGCAUGCUGUCAAGAAGCUGUACGACAUUGAUGUGGCUAAGGUCAACACACUGAUCAGGCCUGAUGGUGAGAAGAAGGCAUACGUACGUCUGGCCCCAGAUUACGAUGCACUGGAUGUUGCCAACAAGAUUGGCAUCAUCUAAUCUGUUCAUCACAAAAUGUACAGCAAAAUAAACGUUUAUAAAAAUGUCAUGUA
Messenger RNA from Scleropages formosus (Asian bonytongue), 588 nucleotides. It is a transcript of the gene rpl23a, whose product is annotated as ribosomal protein L23a. The record is from RefSeq and is a predicted model, not a curated record. NCBI's taxonomy places the organism in Eukaryota, Metazoa, Chordata, Actinopteri, Osteoglossiformes, Osteoglossidae. Gene Ontology annotation, molecular function: rRNA binding; structural constituent of ribosome. Gene Ontology annotation, biological process: translation. Gene Ontology annotation, cellular component: ribosome. Bases 68 to 535 code for a protein of 155 amino acids. The transcript has 5 exons.